This is a messenger RNA of Aegilops tauschii subsp. strangulata, 4103 nucleotides long. RefSeq names its product histone-lysine N-methyltransferase CLF-like. The record is from RefSeq and is a predicted model, not a curated record. Gene Ontology annotation, biological process: heterochromatin formation. Gene Ontology annotation, molecular function: histone H3K27 methyltransferase activity; chromatin binding; protein binding. NCBI's taxonomy places the organism in Eukaryota, Viridiplantae, Streptophyta, Magnoliopsida, Poales, Poaceae. Gene Ontology annotation, cellular component: PcG protein complex; nucleus.
UCGGUUGUGGAAGAUAGCUCAAGUUUCACGUGUUACUAUCUAUUUUUCGUUUGAUUAUUAUAGUGUUUACUACUUUCUGUGUAUGGUGGCGGAAUUUGAUUUCCCUCCACGGGUGAGGUGCUAGUUUUCAUUUUUUUUUGGAAAAAUAUCAAAUCUAUUAUAAAAGUUAGUUUUCAUUUUUUUUUUUACAAAGCAGCCGACUGGAGCGGCCUUUUCAUUCAUCAAGAGAGAGAAAACGAUGUUGCUGAGAAACUAUGCUUGAGUAUUUUGGUAUUUGUGUCGCUUUGGUGCUUUUAGGAGAGCGUUCUGUGAAUUAUAUCUUAGCCUCUAGAGUCUACAAUUUAUACAGGUUUGUGUCGUUUGUGUUUUCCCUUUUUGUUCUUGUUCUUUUUCUUUUUUGAGGAGUGUUUUGUCAUGUUUGUGUGCUUUGCACAAAAGGUUGAAACCACCCCGCCGCCGUGCUCCGCCGUGCGCAUGCUAUCUCCGUCGCAGAACAUCUCGCGCCCGGUCCGAUGGCCGCCGUCACCACAUACAGGUUCUCGGCUCUAACCGCCGUCCACUCGUGCCGGGGGUCUGGCCCGGAGAGACCAAUGGUGUAUGCUGCAAUCCGACGCUCCGAUCCAAUGCGGCCGCCCAAUCCCCAAUCCUUCUUUGUGCCCUAGAAAAAAAGGUCUCAAUUUCGCCUUCCAAAAAAAUCAAAAAAAUUCUCAAUUUCAUCUUCCAAAAGAAAUCAAAAAGUUUCUUGGCACGGCCAACCAGCAUGCGCCACGCGGCCAUGCUGGUUGUCCGCCAUUCUCCCAUAGGUUAAUGUGUUUGAUUUUUGGUUCGAGUAUGAUACUUUUUACUACUUUCUAUGUAUGGUGGCGGAAUCUGAUUUCCCCUACUUGGUGAGGUGCUAGUUUCCGUUUUUCCUUUUCCAAAAAGAUCAAAUCUAUUAUAAAAGUUAGUUUUCAAUAUAUAUUUUUACGAACGGCUAUCUGGAACGACCUUUUCAUUCAUUGAGAGAGAGAAAACAAUGUUGCUGAAAAACUAUGCAAGAGUAUUUUCGUAUUGUGUGUCUUUGGUGCUUUUAGAAGAGCGUUGUGUGAAUUAUAUCUUAGAGCAUCUCUAGCAGACACCGUAAAAGCAGUCAAACCCUUAUAAUUUUCCGUUUUGAAGGUUUUGGUCAAAAAAGUGUAAAGAAUAGACACCGUAAAAGUGGUCAAACCCGUAAAUAUUUUUCAGGCCACCGAAAACCCACACCCGAGACCCUUGUAUUUGAAGGCUCGGAGGCCAAACUGAGGGUGCCCCGUAUACUGGUCAACGCUGGCUGUGGGUAGAUUUCUUGCCCCAAAUGUCACCUGACCGACACCGGAGUCCGGAAUCUGACGGAAUUCAUCGCAUCCGGUCCUUCUCCGCUGUCUCCAACAACGCACGCCUCGAUCUGGUUCCUCAGGAUGAUGAGGCUAUACCGGAUGGAGAAUUAGGCGAGGUCUCCGUUCCAACUUAUGUUAACUCGUUGAAGAAUGAGUUCGCGACACUUCGUUCCGCUGAGAUUAAGGAUAUGGUAGAGAAUAACAAGAUUAAGCUCAGCACCAUUAUGCAGAGCAAUCGCGGUUCUUCAACAAUCUGGCAAACGAGUGCAUUGGAUGGUACAGGUUUAGCCACGAAUCCGCUGACACCUAGGCAAGACGAUGCGUCGUGCUCAACGCUUGGUCUUGAACUGUGCCUUGCUGAGAAAGAUGGUGGCAGUUCUCAAGAAGAUAGUCCGUAUGGCACAUCGACUGCUACUUUGGGUGGAAUUCUCACUGCAAAGAAUGCUAAUAAGCCAAUUGAACUACCAACAGUGUCAGACCUUCCACCUUAUACAACAUGGGUGUUUUUGGACAGGAACCAGAGGAUGACGGAAGACCAAUCUGCAUUUCAUCGACAAAAUAUUUACUAUAAUGCAGAUUGUGGUGGAGCUUUAAUGUUCAGUGAUAGUGAAGAUGAAGUUGUUGAGGAUGAAGAGGAGAAAAGGGAAUUCAAAAGCUCUGAAGAUUGUUUUAUUCGGAUGACCAUUGACGGAUGUGGCAUGUCUGAUGAAGCGCUGGAGACCCUAGCUCACUGUUUUGAGAAGACUCCUGGUGAUAUAAAGGCCAGAUAUGAGAUCUUACAACGAGAGAGUACUGAAAGUUCUUCCAAAGAAGUGUCCAAACUUAAUGCCAAACUGAAAGAUAUCUACCAUGAUAAAGAUUUGGCUGCAGCACUGGAUUCCUUCGAUAAUCUCUUUUGUCGGCGAUGUCUAGUUUUUGAUUGCAAACUACACGGGUGUUCUCAAGAUAUAAUAUUUCCUGCAGAAAAGCAAUCACCUUGGAACAGCAGGGAUGAUGUACCAUGUGGUAUUCAUUGUUAUAAACUGGCCACCAAACACAAAGAUUCAAUUGCAUACUCACAACAUAAUUCUCCAAGCACAAGAAGUUCUCGGAAGAAGGAUGCACAUCAAAUGGAGAAUAACUCAGCUUUAGUGGAAGAUCGUAAUUAUUUGAUGGUGGAAACAAAUAAUGAGCAUUCAGCAACAGAUGGUCAUGAUAGUUCGAGGAAGGAAGAAUUAGUCGAUAAGAAUAUAUGCAGGCAAGAAGACAAUUUUGUAUCCUGGAUGGUGAUUGAGCAAGAGCUUCUAGUUAAAGGUGUGGAGAUUUUUGGAAGGAACAGUUGUUUAAUUGCUCGGAACCUUCUUGCUGGAGAGAAAACAUGCAGUGAUGUUUUUCAGUAUAUGAAUUAUAUUGAGAACAGCAGCACAUCAGAGGGACAUGGGUUGGGCCUGGGAUCACGGCGUCCUAGAAAGCGAGGAAGGGUCAAGCAUGCCUCAAGAUCUACAGUCUACCGUUUCAUAAGGAAAAGGAUUGCAGCAAUGAAGGGUGAGCUUCGUCAGCAUUACAAUCCAUGUGGUUGUCAAUCGGCAUGUGGGAAACAGUGUCCAUGUCGGAAAAAUGAUACAUGCUGUGAGAAAUUCUGUGGGUGUCCGAAAGCGUGCAAGAAUCGUUUUCGAGGCUGUAAUUGUGCAAAGGCUCAGUGUCGCAGCCGCCAGUGCCCAUGCUUUGCUGCUGACAGGGAAUGUGAUCCUGAUGUGUGCAGAAAGUGUGGGGUAGGGUGUGGUGACGGUUCAUUGGGUGUCCCCAACCAAAGAGGUGAUAAUUAUGGAUGUCAGAACAUGAAACUGCUUCUUAGACAACAACAAAAGGUCGUACUUGGGAGAUCUGAUGUUUCUGGCUGGGGAGCAUUCGUUAAGAAUACUGUUGGCAAGGAUGACUGUCUUGGGGAGUACACUGGGGAGCUUAUCUCUCAUAGGGAAGCAGCCAAGCGUGGACAGAGAUAUGACCGUGAGAAUUCAUCAUUCCUUUUCAACUUAAAUACUGAGUUUGUUCUCGAUGCCUUCAGGAUGGGCAACAAGCUGAAGUUUGCCAACCAUUCCCCUGAUCCGAAUUGCUAUGCCAAGGUUAUGUUUGUAGCAGGCGACCAUAGGGUGGGCAUAUUCGCCAAUGAGCGGAUUAAUGCAGGCAAGGAGAUUUUUUAUGAUUACCAUUACGCGCCUGACGAAGCACCAGCGUGGGCUCUGAAGGCUGAUGAUGCCACUGGAGCGAAAGACCCCGGCCAGUCUUCCAGUGGAAGCGCAAAGAAGGCUGAUGCUCCUGGAGCGAAAGACCCCGGGCAAUCUUCCAGCGGACGAGCAAAGAGGCCUGGGAAGUCUUCCAGAGGGCGACCGAGGAAGCAUGCCCGGUGAAGAAACACCAUUGGUUGAUUCUUCUGUCGCGGGGCCGAAAUUCAGAAGCUAUGUCAGCAACUUUAUUUGGUUUGAACUUUGACAUUCGUUGGCACCUUUAUCAGCACUCCUUGUGGAUGGAGCAUGAACCAUUUAAUAAGUGUCGGGUUUUAUUCAGCCCUAGGGCUUGUAAUAAGGUGCCCACGCCGUAGCGGCGAUUGGGGUCAGUGGUGUUGCUGGCAUCCGGUCUAUUUGGCUGGAAACUGCACCGGACGCUGUGUCAGUUUCGGUGGCUGGCUAUCAUGCUGUGCCGUUGGUUUAAUUGAAUACCUAUUUUCAAUGUAUGCUGUGCUCUGUGCCCAGCACAGCGAGGUUUUUUUGC